AUGCCUCACGCGCGAAAUAGGAACCCUAGCCCCAUCCCAGAAGUAACAUGGGACACGGGACUGAAGGAAAUGAACGAAACUUGGAAGGGAGCAAUCGCCUGCCUCGGCGUGGCUGUCUUCUUCGUUAUGACCAUUGGGAUCAUCUACUGGCAAGUCGUGGAUCAGCCCAAUAAAAACUGGAUCCUUAGAGGGAGUUUCAGUGGACUGAUAUGGGAGAGACGGACAAACUCGCUCGUGAUACAAACACUGACAGAAGACAAGACCUUCGUAGAGAUUGACGUCGGAAACGUGGGAAACUCCGAUACAGAGGUGCCCUUCGUCCGAAACCUUUGCUGGCUUAACAAGACCGAGUUCUGUUAUACAUGGGAUUCGUUUGCAGAUGUGAAGAUAUCUCUGGAAUCGGAUGACGCAUCUGGGACGGAGUGCUACAGGAUCAUCUGGACUGCCCUCCAUUGUCAUGUGGACCUGAAGGACUGCUUUUCUAUGGCCAAUGUGUCCUGGUAUGGAGGUGCUGGCGUCCAGGCGCAGAGUUGGCCAAUAAACAGCGCCAACGUCUCCAUGCAACCUUUCACUGUGAGUGACCUGAGAGACAACCCCGCAGGGUAUGGUUCAGUCUUAGAGCGCUACUUCCUGGGGUCUUCAGGUGUGGCCGUACUGGUAGCACCGGAGGUUCCCCUUCAGAUGGGCUUUGACAGCAGGCGCCAGUUCUGCCUUCGCACCGCACCCAGCAUGGAGCUCCAACCACUGGAAUAUGCAGUGUGUGUGGGCCACGAUCUCAAGGCCGUCCACCAGGAGGUGGGGCGUCAGCUCUCCUUGCACGAACGAGUGCUGCCCAACCUGGACAUCUUACGGCUACCCUUCUGGAAGCUGCUGGCGAAGGUGGACUCAGGUGCGAAGGUGGAGAGGGAGCUCAGGACCUUCUCCAACCGCCUCCGAAGACACCGUCUGGGGGAGAGCGUUAUCAGCCUCAAUGAACAUUCCACGUCUCUUCUCUCUGACAUGGACCAUGAAUACAUCUCAGGCAGGAGAAGGACGUCUAAGAGACAGACCAAGGACCUCCCACUGGUGAAGCUUCUAAACAUUUCCGUCACACUGUCCCCUUUCCUGAGCGUGGACACCAGGCAGUUCCAGAUCUCCAUGCAGGAUGGCACAGAGGCCUACUGGCUCAGUGUUCCCACUGCCCCACAUGGACAACUGGUCCCCUUGUUGACCCAGUGGCAUGGAAGUUUCUGUGUGAAGCUGAACAUCACCAACCAAGCCGCAGUCAACUGGUUCCUGGACAAAGUGGCCAGCCUCCAAGCCCGUCUGGACAUGGAGUACGUGUUCCUGGAGGGUGGAGAAGGGAACCUGUUUGAGGAGAAGACCCUGCGGCCACCAAAGGCCAUGGCUGGCGAUGAAUACGUCGGGCUUCUUGCGAGUGUGGCAACAAGGGUGGGCAAUUCAGCUGUCAUGACCUCAGGGACAAGGUCCAGCCAUGUUCCCUUGUUCAUUCGAAUGGCACCCCUGCAGGAUGACUGGACGCACUCUGGGCUGAAAGGGAUAAUUCCAGCUGUCCUUCACCACAGUCUUCUGGGGUACAACUUCUUCAUUCCUGAUGCAGUAGGAGGCUCUCUGUCCAGUGAGUUUGUCACCGAUGAAGAGCUUUUCAUCCGUUGGCUGGAAAUUGUCUCCUUCCUUCCAGUGAUUACCUUCCAGACCCCACCUUGGGUGUGUGGUGAGGAUAGGGUCCUAAACCUGACCCGAUUCUACAUAUCCAAGCACCGAGAAUUUGUAGUUCCCCUCAUAGUGAAGUAUGCAGAUGAAUGGAAGGCACAGGGGAGCCCAAUAUACCGGCCUCUUUGGUGGAUUAGUCCCGACGACGCCCUCACGCACGGGAUCGAUGACGAGUUUUUGAUUGGAGACGAGGUUCUUGUUGCUCCAGUGACAGAGAGAGGGGCCCUAAGAAGAGACAUUUACUUACCAGGAAGCGAUAUUCAGUGGCAGGAUGCAAUUAAUGCUCAUGUUUUUGAUGGAGGGACACUCCUAGAAAAUUACCCAGUUGGUCUUGAAGAAGUUGCUGUUUUCUUACGAAGGAAUUCUUGA
Molecule: messenger RNA, 2082 nt
Organism: Megalops cyprinoides (Indo-Pacific tarpon)
Lineage: Eukaryota; Metazoa; Chordata; Actinopteri; Elopiformes; Megalopidae
Product: SITS-binding protein
Exons: 10
Coding region: 1-2082 (693 amino acids)
Source: RefSeq, a predicted model, not a curated record